AUGAAUUACACAUCCGUCUUCCAAGUAUUCCGUACCGUCAUGUUCAGUAUCAUCACAGUCGUUGAUAUUUCUGUUCUGAGCCUAGCAGCACGUAUAAUCUUGCUGUCCGUCACUAAUGACUACGAAGACUUUGCCUAUGCUGGACUUGCAAUAGUGAUAUCGUCACUAACAUUCACGAUCCCUGUGAUAAUAUUUGUACAAGCUAUUCGACCACAGGCGUUCACAAUCGUUACGGAGCUGUCAUGGCUGGGUUUUCUCUCUCUCGCAUGGGUUGCCUCAGCGGGAUUCUCUGUUGGCUCUGCCGUGUGCAAUUUGCAUGAUUCACAAGCAUGGUUUAAGGAGAUCUGUGUGGAGACUGGGGUACUGUCCGGCCUGUCAUUUGCUCUCGUGCUUACUCUGUUGAGUUAUAUCGCCGCCCUCCUGGCAGUGAACAUUGUGUCUCAAAUGCACUGUUCACCUGUGUGGAAGUCGAGCGUCGCCACUGCAAAGUUUAAGCUAUCUGCUUCUGCUCUAUACCCCGAAGAUAACAGGUGUUGA
Molecule: messenger RNA, 537 nt
Organism: Phanerochaete carnosa HHB-10118-sp
Lineage: Eukaryota; Fungi; Basidiomycota; Agaricomycetes; Polyporales; Phanerochaetaceae
Exons: 5
Coding region: 1-537 (178 amino acids)
Source: RefSeq, a predicted model, not a curated record